UCUGUGCGUCUGGCUCUGACAUCAUCAGCUCUGAAGUUACAGAUAUGGCAGUGCCGCUCUUGGAGACACUCUAGUCUUCUUGAGACGGAACGACCCUAAGCACCUGCCAACAUGUCGCUCAGCUGGUCGUCCAAAGACCACAAAAACACCAGUCAAUCCGCCGCGGCCGGACAGAAGCGGCUGCGCAACGACGCGGGGAACAAAGUGACGGUGGUGCUCGGUGCGCAAUGGGGAGACGAGGGGAAAGGAAAAGUGGUCGACCUGCUGGCCACCGAGGCUGACAUGGUCUGCAGAUGUCAGGGUGGAAACAAUGCUGGACACACGGUGGUUGUGGACGGCAAGGAGUACGACUUCCACCUUCUGCCCAGUGGAAUCAUUAACUCCAAAAGCAUAUCAAUGAUUGGUAAUGGAGUGGUCAUACAUCUACCAGGAUUGUUUGAAGAGGGAGAUAAAAAUGACAAGAAAGUGUUCGAUUUCCAUCAGGUUGUCGAUGGCUUGCAGGAGACCGAAAGGCAGGCAACAGAAGGAAAGAACAUAGGAACCACUAAGAAGGGCAUCGGUCCUGCGUACUCCAGCAAAGCGUCUCGCACUGGUCUGCGCGUUUGUGACCUCUUGGGUGACUAUAAAGACUUCUCCACAAGAUUUAAGAACCUCGUCCACCAGUAUCAGUCCAUGUAUCCCUCCUUGACAGUUGACGUUGAGGACCAACUGAAAAAGCUCAAAGAAUAUGCAGAGAGAUUGCGCCCAAUGGUGAGAGAUGGGGUCUAUUAUAUGUACGAAGCUCUCCAUGGAGCUCCGAAGAAGAUUCUGGUUGAAGGGGCCAAUGCAGCUCUUCUGGACAUUGACUUUGGCACAUAUCCCUUUGUGACAUCCUCAAACUGCACUGUGGGAGGGGUGUGCACCGGCCUAGGGAUCCCUCCGCUGAACAUCGGUGAUGUGUUUGGUGUAGCCAAGGCCUACACCACCAGAGUGGGCAUCGGAGCUUUCCCCACGGAGCAGCUCAAUGCAGUAGGAGAGCUGCUGCAAACCAGGGGUCAUGAGGUGGGGGUCACCACAGGAAGGAAGCGGCGUUGCGGCUGGCUGGAUCUCGUCAUCGUCAGAUAUGCUCACAUGAUCAAUGGAUUCACCGCAAUUGCUUUGACAAAACUUGAUAUUCUGGAUGUGCUGGAUGAAAUUAAAGUUGGAGUUGCCUACAAACUCAAUGGGAAAAGAAUUCCUCACUUCCCAGCCAACAUGGACGUUUUGCACAAAGUGGAGGUCGAGUACGAGACCUUCCCCGGCUGGAAGACAGACACAUCUGCAGCCAGGAAGUGGAACGACCUUCCAGCAAAGGCCCAGAACUACAUCCGCUUCAUUGAAAACCACAUCGGCGUCCCAAUCAAGUGGUACAAGAUACACAUCGGACAGAAGGAGCUGAACAAUUACGGCGUUUUUGGGAACAAAUACCGACAAGAAAUAUACGAUAAGACGAAGAACCUGCUUUUUAACGGGGCCAAAGCUGUCAUGGGCAAAAUAUGGACCGGAGAGGAGAAGGGCUCGGACCCUCAGCCCUGUGGAGAGGCUCACGCGCUGCUCAGGGGGCAGACCCUGAUUGGUCAGGACGGGAGGCUGACCAGAGCUGCUGCACAAGGCGCCCCGGCGGCCUCUCCGGGCUGCUGCGUGUGCCAGAGGAGCCCAGCGUCCGGGGCCCCGUGCUCCCAGUGCGAGCGGCCGGCCUGCUCGUCCUGCUCCCGACAGUGUUCCGGCUGCUCCGGCCUCUGCUGCUCCGUCUGCUCCGUCAUAGACUACAGCGGGCCGUAUGAUGAAGUACUGUGCUGCAGCUGCUCCACGUAAAGGAAGACCAAAGCCGGGAUCAGGACUCUGUGCUUCAGCACACGCAGUUCCCUCACGAGACGCAUCCAAGACUGUUUUAUAUCCAGAUGACCCAGAUGUUUCCCUGUAUAUAUGCUUUUAAUCUGAUUAACUGAAAUAAACUUGA
Menidia menidia (Atlantic silverside) is the source of this 1978-nucleotide messenger RNA. The record is from the annotation of a GenBank genome assembly. Lineage: Eukaryota; Metazoa; Chordata; Actinopteri; Atheriniformes; Atherinopsidae.